AUGCUGCCCGCCCGUGAGCCGGAGGUGGCGGCGGCCCCCGCCGUUCCCUAUAGCUACUGCAGCCGGCCCCGCGCCCUGCCCGCCCGCCCGAAGUACCGAGCGCCCCCGGACGCCGCCGAGCCAGGAAAGGAACCUGUUCGUUACGCCAACCUCAUGUAUGACAGGAGAGUGGUGCGUGGCAACACUUAUGCCCUUCAAGUCAUACCUUUCUGUAUACACCAACCCAAUCCCCUUGAGAUUCAAAGGCAGAGGGAAGCACGAAAAAGAGCACUGGCUAGAAAGCGUGCAAAAGAGCAAAUGCAACAAAGAACACCUGAGCCUGUGGAAGGCAGAGAGCACGUUCAUGUGCAGACAGAACUGUAUUUGGAAGAGAUUAGUGACCAGAUAAUAGAGGUUGAUACAGAGUGUCAAACAGAUGCAUUUUUGGACAGACCACCCACUCCACUCUUCAUACCAGCCAAAACGGGAAAAGAUGUGGCCACGCAAAUAGAAGAAGGAGAGUUGUUUGACUUUGAUGUUGAAGUCAAGCCGAUCCUGGAAGUGUUGAUUGGGAAAACAGUUGAGCAAGCUUUGCUGGAAGUCAUGGAGGAAGAAGAGCUGGCCCAGCUGUGGGCACAUCAGCGUGCCUACGCAGAGCUGCGUAACGCAGAGCUUGCUGAAGUACAGCGCCUGGAAGAGCAGGACAGGCGAUACAGAGAGGAGAAGGAACGUCGCAAACUCCAGCACAUGCAAAUGCUGCAGAAACAGAAAGAGACCACAGAUAAAAUUGCAGCUCGGGCGUUCGCUCAGCGUUACUUGGCUGAUCUCAUUCCCUCAGUCUUCAACAAUCUUCGUGAGAGUGGAUUUUUUUAUGACCCUAUCGAAAGAGAUAUUGAGACAGAAUUCCUUCCGUGGCUGAUGACAGAAGUGGAAGAAACACUAGAGAGGAAGGUUUUGGGGAGGACAAUGCUUGACUCCUUGAUUCGUACAGUGGUUGAAAAACGCUUAGAUGCAUUCAGCCAUAAACCUCUGUCUGAUCAGACAGAGGCACCUGCUGAAGAGCCCAGGCCAACAGACGCAGCACCCCAGGUGGCUGGAGAGACAGAUGCUGCUGACCAACCGCUCGCAGAGAAGGAAGAGACUGACCAACCUGUUGCUGAGGAACAGCCUUCACGUCACAUCUCCUUCCGGUUAGAAGAAUCAGAUCAAGCAGGAACAGAGGAUUUGGAAACUGAGUAAC
Gymnogyps californianus (California condor) is the source of this 1219-nucleotide messenger RNA. RefSeq names its product radial spoke head 3 (gene RSPH3). The transcript is spliced from 9 exons. The record is from RefSeq and is a predicted model, not a curated record. The coding region runs from base 1 to 1218 and encodes 405 amino acids. Gene Ontology annotation, cellular component: cilium. NCBI's taxonomy places the organism in Eukaryota, Metazoa, Chordata, Aves, Accipitriformes, Cathartidae.